Danaus chrysippus (African queen) is the source of this 1065-nucleotide messenger RNA. Lineage: Eukaryota; Metazoa; Arthropoda; Insecta; Lepidoptera; Nymphalidae. The record is from the annotation of a GenBank genome assembly.
AUGUAUCACAUACUUCGUUUGUUGUUGUAUCGACUUUGGGUUGUGUCUACGUUGACUUUAUGCUCUUGUUUUGUUAUAUUUUGGUUAUAUGGAUUUUUUCUCGCCGUCACAGCCUUCACCUUGGGGAUAUCAGGCAUCCUGUACACAGCGCAGGACCUCCUUCUGUUCUAUCCCAAUGAUCCUCCCGACUCCCGCGCCUUUGUUCUUCAACCCAGUAACUACAAGCUACCUUAUGAGAGUGUCAAGAUUAAAACCCGGGAUGGAUAUAAGAUUCACAUGUUCUUCAUACGACAACUCACAAACAGCAACCACAAGCCAACUAUGAUCUUCUUCCAUGGAAAUGCAGGGAACAUGGGUCAAAGAUUGUCCAAUGUGUCGGGUUUUUAUCACAAAUUAGGAAUAAAUAUUCUUUUGGUAGAGUAUAGAGGUUACGGCCUGUCUGAAGGGACACCUUCAGAGCAAGGGCUGUAUAUUGAUGCUCAGACAGCAUUUGACUAUAUCAUGCAGAGAGAUGACAUUGAUAGAACUAAAAUCAUUAUCUUUGGGAGAUCCCUGGGUGGUGCUGUGGCCAUAGACUUGGCUUCAAGGAUAGAAUAUAAAAACAAAAUAUGGGCUUUGAUAGUUGAGAACACAUUCACUAGUAUACCUGACAUGGCUCGCAUUAUACUUAAAUGGAAAUGUCUCAAGUGGCUGCCAAUGUUCUGUCACAAGAAUAAGUUCAUGUCAGUGCACAAGAUCUCGGAGGUGGUAUGUCCCACACUAGUAGUGUGUGGUGCGGGGGACGCGCUCGUUCCUCCGCGCAUGGCUCGUGAGCUGGUCGCUCGGUGCGGCGCUGCUCGCAAGCGGCUCGCGGCCUUACAGCGCGGCGGACACGACGACACUUGGCUAUGUGGCGACUACUACCCCGCCUUGCAGCGGUUCCUGCAGCGCGUGCCGCCCCUCCCGCCGCACCCGUCCCUCGCGCCCCACUCCCCCCUCACGCCCCACUACGAACUGGACGACGAGGAGGAGGAGGAGGAGGGGGAGGACUCCUCGCUCGAUCUCACCAUGGUCCACACCGUCUAA